This is a messenger RNA of Anopheles maculipalpis, 2589 nucleotides long. RefSeq names its product transmembrane channel-like protein 3. The record is from RefSeq and is a predicted model, not a curated record. The transcript is spliced from 5 exons. Gene Ontology annotation, cellular component: plasma membrane. NCBI's taxonomy places the organism in Eukaryota, Metazoa, Arthropoda, Insecta, Diptera, Culicidae. Gene Ontology annotation, molecular function: mechanosensitive monoatomic ion channel activity. Bases 12 to 2579 code for a protein of 855 amino acids.
UCGGGUCGACAAUGGCUCGUCACCGUGCCGUACUGAGCGAGGCGACAUUUCGCGUAGAUGUCAAUGAGGUUGGUAAUGGGCGGCAGCAGUUUGGAAGCAAUGGUAUGGACGGUGGCGUUACCGUAUCGAAAGCUGCUUCGGAAGAGGAUAAAAUCGAGGUGCUGCAUAAUGUUGAUGGGACGGAGGAACAGCUGAGCCACGAGGUGGGACUGUUUGCCCCGGGUGGUAACCCACUCGCCAGCCAGGAGGAUCAGUUUCAAGGUGUCAAUGUUAGUUUCUCGCAGAGCUUCCGACGCUGGUCCAGCAACUUUGGCCGAAGUGUGAAAAACAACAAACGGACUGUUUACAACAAAACCAUCCGCCUAAUGCCGUCUCGGAUACAGAAAACGCUCUCGAUCGAUGGGGACCUGAUAACGACCAGCGCAUCCGACGUGGAUCACAUCACGAUGGAGCUCGGCCAACGGGAACAGCUGAUGGAGGACAACCCGAUCGCCGAGCAGCUACGCAUCGAAACGAUCAAAUCGAUCGCGCACAAAAUCUCCACCAAACGACAAAUUCGCGAACAGCUGUCACAAACCGUCAACCGGCGCGCCACACGCUCCAAAUCGAUCGGACUGAUACGCCGCUACCGGUACAGUGGCAAGCUGUAUGCGACCCGGGCCGCCAAGCUGGUGAAAAGUUUCGUCACCAACUUUGAGCUGUUUUACGGCAGCAUGAAACAGAUCGAGGGACACUUCGGGAGCCGGAUCAGUGCGUACUUUAAAUUUCUGCGGCGACUGUUGGUGCUGAACCUGGUGCUGCUGCUGUUUAUCGGAUCGUUCGUAACCUUCCCGCAGCUGCUGGCCGGACACGAGCCGGCCGGCUCGGUACGAGACGUUAACGCGCGGCAGGAGUUCCAUCUGCGCGAUCUGUUGACUGGUGAGGGUUACCUCAGCGAAUCAGUCAUGUACUACGGAUCGUACAGCAAUCGUUCCUUUACGCUGGUCCCCGGUACGGCGGAGUACAGUCUACCGCACGCCUACUUCCUCACCAUCACCGUACUGUCGCUGGCAACGUUUGUGGUCGUAUCGAUCAGUAUGGGCCGCUCGUACCGGAUCAGCUUCAUCGAAUCGAGCGCCACGGUACAGAACAUCCUCACGCACAAGAUCGUCUGCUCGUGGGAUUACGGCAUAGCGAAUGAGAAGGCGGCCCGCCUCAAGCACGCCACCAUACUGAACGAACUGCGGGACUAUCUGGCCCAGCGGAACCGGGCCCCGUUCGUUGCCGGUCGAUGGCACCGUUUGCGCCGUGAAGCCCUCCGGCUGGUAGCGCACGUAACCGUGCUUACCAUGAUCAGUGCGGUGGCUGCUAGCUUGUGGGCACUGUUGGCACGUUUCGGCGAAACAGAUCACUUUACCACAUGGUCCGCGCUGUACGUUUCGGUCGCGUCGAAUGUGACGAUGGUUGCGUUCGGAUACGCUUGCCAAUUGCUUGGUCAGCUCGAACAGUACCGACAGGUGGCGACCCGACUCAACAUCAAUCUGUUGCGCCAUUUUCUACUCCAGCUGACCAUUGUUGGCGUACUGCUGGCGUACUGGUUGACCCGAACUCACACCGCUACCGGUUGCUGGGAGACACUCAUCGGCCAGGAGCUGUACCGACUGUUGGUAGUGGAUUUUUUCAUCUCGACAGUAUUGCUAUGUGCGGUGCGUGGUGUACGCUAUCUACUGCACGCACGUUACGGGCCGGUUCGGAAGGGUACGGCGAGCACCACGCCGACAAGCGUGCUGGCACGCUACCUUACACCGCCACCAUUUUGCAUCGAAACGCACAGCCUUGGGCUGGUGUACAAUCAAACGUUGCUGUGGUUUGGCGUACUGUUUGCACCGCUGCUAGUGUUGCUCGUUGCACUGAAGCUGCUGCUCGUCUUCUACAUCAACAAGUUCGAGCUGAUCUAUCUCUGCCAACCGCCGGCCCGGUUAUGGCGCUCGAGUCAAACGCAAACCCUCUUCCUGGUGCUGGUGUUUGUGUCGCUGUUUGGCGUACUGCUCACGCACGGCUACAUCAUCAUGCAGGUUCCGGUGAGUGCCGGAUGCGGUCCGUUCCGCGGUACUGAGUACAUGUACCAGCUGUUUAUGCAGGGCAUACUGAAGCUCCGCGAGGAGCAUCUGUUCUGGCGCGCGUUCGUCUACAUCACCAAACCCGCCAUUAUCGGCGGUGUGCUACUGACGAUGGGUGUCGUCACGUACUAUCUGCGGGCGAAGUCACGCGCCCAGGUAGCGAAGGUGAAGCUGCUCAAGGAGCUGCUCUGUAUGGAGGCGAAGGAUAAGGAGUUUUUGCUAGCGAACCUGAGCAAGGUUACGCGGGGCAAGGACUGUACCGAGCAUCUGCUCGAUCGCAUCGAGCUGGUUGGUGGGGGACGCGCUAAUGGACCAGCGGACAAGUAUUAUACCGAUCCGUGCGCUACCUGGCGGUACGAGGAAACGCCACGUAAAGCUAGUGACGGCACGGGAACUGGUGCCGCUAACGAAUCUACCGGAAGCUGUUCUGGCUACCAGCGAUUUGAGGAUGAGGAACAAUUGCGUAUGAGACGAACCUAACCUAAGCACC